UGAAGUUAACCAAAUUUUGUCCACUAAUAAAUUGCUUAAAUGUAAAAUAAUUGCAGGCAGAUAUGACGAAUCUAUGGGUUGCUACAGACCUUGGCUCCAUACGGGGGGUUUGCCUAAAAACAGAGCAGAACACUGUUGUUACCUACGAUGAGAUAUCAAAAAAGAAUGAAAUAGUUUCCCUAACUUCCUCAGAGAAUGGCCAGGAGCUCUACUGUACUCUCAAAUCAGAUCUUAUCAACGUAUUUGAUAUGUCUCAAAAUAUAUACGUUAAUCAAUAUGAUAUGGAAGGAGAAUUGCUCACCGCAUUUGAUAUUGGUGAGCAGCUUUUGUCUGUUGCUAAAAACGGGCAGGUAUACGUUUGGCGUGAUGAAGAAGUUGCAGCAAAGUUCAAAAUAGGAGAAAGUAUAGAAUGUUGUGUGAAGUCCCAUGAUGGUAAGAUAAUUAGUGGUGGUAAAGAGAAUGAGUUAAAAGUAUGGGAUAUAGAAACUCAGAAACCAGUGUUCACAUCCAAAAAUGUUCCCAGGGACACUCUGGACAUCAGAGUCCCAGUUUGGAUCAGAUCAAUAGCUUCACAACCUUCAGACAGUAAUAUCCUGAGUGUAGGAACUCAUUACCAUCAGUACCGACAGUACGAUACACGUGUCAAGCGACGUCCAAUCCUUGAUAAAUCCUGGGGUGAACUCCCCAUACUGUCCAUGACUGCUAAUGAUACUCACUGCUACAUGGGUAACGGUAAAGGAGACAUUGGUCGAAUAGAUUACAGAAAUACAACAGAAGUUAACAAGUUUAAAGGAGCAGUCGGAAGUGUCCGGUCUCUGGCUCUACAUUCCAAGGAACCGUUCCUAGCGAGUGUAGGUCUAGAUAGGUUCCUGAGAGUGCACAAUACUCUUACUAAAGAAAUAGAAAACAAGUUCUAUUUGAAGAAUAAGAUGAACUGUGUAGUGUUUACUAACGAGCGGAUUAAGGAGAAGGAGGAGGGGGAGGAUAUUUGGGAGCAGCUGGAGGAGACUGGAGCUAAACGGAGAAAACUUGAGGGAUAAGUUUAUUAGUUUAAUUAGGUGGUUUUAUCUUAAUUUAUUUGCUUUUAUUGACUGAAUCCAGAUUAUUUUCAAGUAACAAGUUCUGAGUUUUACUGCAUAUUAGAUUAGGUACUCUAUCAUCAUUAAGUUUACAUCUUGUACAUGUUAAUGAUCUGCUGCUAUAUUUAAGGUAUCGUAUGUAUGCGUGUAGGUGUAGUACCGCUAAAACUAUCAUAUAUUAUCAUUUUGUCUUCAAACGAUACCUUUCACGGGCUAAGAUUACUCCUUUGACAGUUAUUCAGGAAAAAUGUUAACAAAUCAUAAAAAUGUUAACAAAUUAUAUACCUUCAUAUGAUUAACAAGUGCCGCAUGCUCUGAACACAGUAUUAAUAUGACUUGUUAGGGAAUGUGUUAAAACACUCUCUUAACUAUAAGAUGCGCGUGGAAUCUUAUAAAUGUCCUUUGUCAUUCUUUUGGCAAACUUUGUUUAUAUGGACUGCAUAAUGAUCGCUGUUCAUUUCAAUAAGUACUUGUCUCUCCCUUGUUGGAUCAAGAAAGUGGUCAGAUGGAGAUUGUUAUACAUUUUUAAAAACUGUUACCACCGCUUCAAAUUAGUAUAUUUAAUCGUGGUGUUCGGAUGGUUUAUACUUAUGAUUUUUAUGACCGCAAAUAAUUAUUUGGGCAAUGUCGUUGCUUGCUGACGAUAUAUUCCAAA
Messenger RNA from Bolinopsis microptera, 1734 nucleotides. RefSeq names its product WD repeat-containing protein 74-like. Bases 63 to 1040 code for a protein of 325 amino acids. Gene Ontology annotation, biological process: ribosomal large subunit biogenesis. The transcript has a single exon. Gene Ontology annotation, molecular function: protein binding. The record is from RefSeq and is a predicted model, not a curated record. Gene Ontology annotation, cellular component: preribosome, large subunit precursor; nucleolus. Lineage: Eukaryota; Metazoa; Ctenophora; Tentaculata; Lobata; Bolinopsidae.